Misgurnus anguillicaudatus (oriental weatherfish) is the source of this 1806-nucleotide messenger RNA. It is a transcript of the gene ruvbl1, whose product is annotated as RuvB-like AAA ATPase 1. Lineage: Eukaryota; Metazoa; Chordata; Actinopteri; Cypriniformes; Cobitidae. Gene Ontology annotation, molecular function: ATP-dependent activity, acting on DNA; ATP binding; ATP hydrolysis activity. The record is from RefSeq and is a predicted model, not a curated record.
UGUCGCUGAGGCGGUACUUCCUCAAAUUGCCUUGGUAACCCACAUGGAAACGCGCGUCUCUUGUGUUUGAUUUUAACGGUCUUACCUGAAAUAGGCUUCAGGAUUUUGAUGCACGUUUAAAAGUGUUUGAUUAAGCUAAAAGAAAGAUGAAGAUCGAGGAAGUGAAAAGCACAAUGAAGACCCAGCGCAUCGCCUCUCACAGCCAUGUGAAGGGAUUGGGGCUGGAUGAGGCCGGUAAUGCUAAACAGUCCGCGUCCGGGCUGGUGGGACAGGAGACUGCCAGAGAGGCUUGUGGCAUCAUUGUGGAGCUGAUCCGUGCUAAAAAGAUGGCUGGCCGAGCUGUUUUACUUGCAGGGCCACCAGGAACCGGAAAGACUGCUCUAGCAUUGGCCAUAGCACAGGAAUUGGGUAAUAAGGUUCCUUUCUGUCCUAUGGUGGGCAGUGAAGUGUAUUCAUCAGAAAUCAAAAAAACUGAGGUCUUAAUGGAAAACUUCAGAAGAGCCAUAGGACUGCGUAUCAAAGAGACUAAAGAAGUGUAUGAAGGAGAGGUUACUGAACUGACCCCAUGCGAGACUGAGAACCCAAUGGGGGGCUAUGGCAAAACUGUCAGUCAUGUCAUUAUCGGAUUGAAGACUGCAAAGGGCACCAAACAGUUAAAGUUGGAUCCCAGUAUAUAUGAAAGCCUGCAAAAGGAGAGAGUGGAGGUCGGUGAUGUUAUCUACAUUGAAGCCAACAGUGGGGCAGUCAAGAGGCAAGGACGAUGCGAUACCUUUGCAACAGAGUUCGAUUUAGAGGCAGAAGAGUACGUACCACUACCAAAAGGCGACGUACACAAGAAGAAAGAGAUUAUUCAGGAUGUUACACUUCAUGAUCUGGAUAUUGCUAAUGCAAGACCUCAGGGAGGUCAAGACAUACUUUCUAUGAUGGGUCAACUAAUGAAGCCCAAAAAGACAGAAAUCACUGAUAAACUGCGAGGAGAGAUCAAUAAGGUGGUGAACAAAUACAUUGAUCAGGGUGUAGCGGAGCUGGUACCAGGCGUUCUGUUUAUCGAUGAGGUUCACAUGCUGGACAUCGAGUGUUUCACCUAUCUUCACCGAGCUCUGGAGAGCUCCAUCGCUCCCAUAGUCGUGUUCGCAUCCAACCGAGGAAACUGCCUUAUCAGGGGCACAGAAGAUAUCAGCUCACCUCACGGUAUUCCUCUGGAUCUACUGGAUCGAGUCAUGAUCAUCAGAACAAUGCUGUACACGCCACAAGAAAUGAAACAGAUCAUAAAGAUCCGAGCUCAGACAGAAGGCAUCAACGUAAGUGAGGAGGCUAUAUCUCACCUUGGAGAGAUUGGUACUAAAACUACACUCAGAUAUGCUAUGCAGCUGCUGACCCCUGCCAGUCUUCUGGCAAGAGUUCAGGGGAAGGAGGUUGUCGAAAAAGAACAUGUCGAAGAAAUUAAUGAACUCUUCUAUGAUGCCAAGUCUUCUGCAAAGAUCCUACAAGACCAGCACACAAAGUUUAUGAAAUAACUUCAGCACUCUCUCUCUUGCUUACUCUUAUUUUUUCUUUACUGGCUCUUUAGUUCGCAUGUCUUGGAAGUUUUAACAGUAUGACAGCCACAGAGUCAAUCAAAGAGCAAACUGCAGCUACUGUAUUGUUUUACCUUUUCUCUCUUAUAGCAUUCCCAGAUCACCUGAAUUCUUCAUUUUAGUAUGAUCAUCUCCCUCUUUGUCCUGUCUCAUGUCUUUUUGUUUGACUUUAGUUGUGAAAAAUAUUUUUUUUGAAAGCAAUGUGAAAUACAAAUGGUAUUGAAUUAAA